This is a messenger RNA of Myiozetetes cayanensis, 889 nucleotides long. RefSeq names its product ubiquitin conjugating enzyme E2 F (putative) (gene UBE2F). Bases 157 to 735 code for a protein of 192 amino acids. Gene Ontology annotation, cellular component: nucleus. Gene Ontology annotation, molecular function: NEDD8 transferase activity. The record is from RefSeq and is a predicted model, not a curated record. Lineage: Eukaryota; Metazoa; Chordata; Aves; Passeriformes; Tyrannidae. Gene Ontology annotation, biological process: protein neddylation. The transcript is spliced from 11 exons.
GAGGGAGGGAGGAGGAGACGAGGAGGAGGAAGGAGACGAGGAGGAGGAGGGAGAGGGAGCUGGAAGGAGCCUCCGCUCCUGCCUUGGCUGGUGCCGGGGAUGGUGUUGGCCGCGGCAGCCGGGCCUUGAAGCCGCGCUCAGGUGGAAGCAGCAGGAAUGCUAACACUGGCAAGCAAGCUGAAGCGGGAUGAUGGUGUCAGAGGACCCCGUGCGUCCAACCCAGCGUCGGAUUCUACUCGGAGGGUGUCUGUGCGCGAUAAAUUACUUGUUAAAGAGGUUGCAGAGCUUGAAGCUAAUUUACCUUGUACAUGUAAAGUGAAUUUUCCUGACCCAAACAAGCUUCAUUACUUUCAGCUAACUGUAACCCCAGAUGAGGGCUAUUACCAAGGUGGAAAGUUUCAGUUUGAAACUGAAGUUCCUGAGGCCUACAAUAUGGUGCCUCCAAAGGUAAAGUGUUUGACAAGAAUCUGGCAUCCCAACAUUACAGAGACGGGAGAAAUCUGCCUAAGUUUAUUGAGAGAACACUCAAUCGAUGGUACUGGCUGGGCUCCAACUAGGACAUUAAAGGAUGUUGUCUGGGGAUUAAACUCUUUAUUUACUGAUCUUUUGAAUUUUGACGAUCCCUUGAAUAUUGAGGCUGCAGAGCAUCAUCUGCGUGACAAGUGUGUGCAUUAUGGGCUGGGUCAAAACAUGGUCUUGCUUGGUGGCCUGGUGAACAUGUACUGCUCAGCUUGAGAGAGAGUGUGGAGAUAAAGGAGGACUUCCGGAAUAAAGUUGAAGAUUACAUUAAGCGCUACGCGAGAUGAUGAAGGGAGAAGGAUGGCAGGAUCACGGCUUCCACACUAGAGUUGUCCUUAACUUCAACGACAAUAAACCAGCCUGGAUUGUA